CCAGGUGGCUGUCAGCUCUAUUGACGUAAAAUUACUUUUUCAGGCAAUCGAUCAAGUCUCAUAUUUUGCUUUGACUAUUGAUUUUUCAAAUUAUAGCGAUUGAUACAGAUAAUAAUUCAGAGGAAUCUGUAAUUACUCAUUCUUUACUUCGCAAUUCAUGUAAAGUAGAAGCUGAGCAGAUAAAAUUGACGCGUCAUAGUCCGGCCAGUCUCGUUGACAGUCCAGUUGUCACAUUAGUGGGUAAAUGUCAAUACGAUUGAGUGACAAAAUGGUUGGAUGCGCAUGUCGGGAAAACUAAAUUCAAUUCGUAGUGGUCUGCGCGAUCGAUUAGCGAUAUUUUAAGAGUGGGAUAUAAAUUUGCAUAGGUUCGAUAUCAAAGAAAGGUGUACGGAUGUCCAAGUGUUCCAAUUAAACCGCGCCAGUUAAAAUUCGACGUCGGUGUGAUGGCUUCAGAAUCGCUUUCGGGUUUGGUUUUCGUGGAAAGAUUUUGUGAAUUUGGUGUGAUUUUUUGCAAAAUUUAGGAUUGUUUAUAUUUAUAAAUGGGCUGGUGGUGUAUGUGAUUGGUUCGCGAUAGUUAUAUUUCGGGUUUUUGUUGUGAUUGCUCGGUUUUAUUGGUGAAUUGUUUGUGAGGUGCGUUUCCGAUUGGGAUUUGUCCUUCUGGUGGUUUUGUGAAUAAUAUCGCGAUGGUGAUACGUUAAUCGAUCAAAUUUGUUUAUUCAGUGCUAUCAGUUUGUGUAGAACUUGCAGCACUUCACUGCAGUGGAUAAGAAUAUGGAGCAGGUAUCUGGCUUUGAAGACCCGGCCUUGUUGAACGCAAGCAGUGGCAGCGGAAGUGGCGGCGUGUUGUCAGCAAGCGGGAAUAACAACAGCGCGUCCAAUAUGAGUGUGGAGCUGUGUUUAGUAUGCGGUGAUCGUGCCUCAGGACGUCAUUAUGGUGCUAUUAGCUGCGAGGGAUGCAAAGGAUUCUUCAAACGAUCUAUACGCAAACAGUUGGGCUAUCAAUGUCGCGGGACCAUGAACUGCGAAGUAACCAAACAUCAUCGGAACCGUUGUCAAUUCUGCCGAUUGCAGAAGUGCUUAGCCAGCGGCAUGAGAAGUGAUUCUGUUCAACAUGAGCGUAAACCAAUUGUCGACAAAAAGGAACAUCCGAUUGCGACUAACACCAUCAGUACGGUUGCUACAAAUUCAUCAACAACCAACAAUAGCGGUAGUGGUACCGGAAAUUCACUUUACCAUCAUACUUCCUCGACUGGAUCAAGUCAUCAUCGUAGUAAAUUGUUCAAUCAUUCAACGAAUUCGGGAACGACUGCGUCGUCAAUUGGGGGUCCUGUAGGGGUAUCAGCUGCAGCUGCUGGUGUGGCAGUAGCCGCAGCCGCUGCGGCUGCAGCAGUUGGUGCAUCGCCUGAUACCUUGAGCAGUGCUGUGUUUCCUGUUGGUUUUAAUUUCGCUGAUUUAACACAAACAUUGUUUUUAGCUGCGACUCCAUACCAAUCUCAGACCCAACAGCAUAGUUCUCAGCAAACACAAAAAUUGGAUCCAGGUCGAAGUUUUGGCUACUCACCAGGUCCUCAUAAUGUUGAUGAUGAUUCCCUUGACAACAGUACAACGGGUGACGGUGCAACGUCUGCGGGUCUAUCAGACAAUCUUCAUCAGUCGACUCCAAAUCCAACAACUGCCGUUUCUUUAAUACAAAGCUCGUUUGAGAAAAAUCUUAUAAAUGAGUCAUUAGAAAUGAUUGCUUCCAUUCAACAACAAUACGAUCAUCGCAACAGCUUAGUCAAUAACUCCAGUGGUAAUAAUAUCGCUAAUAAUAUUCAGAACAAUGUUCCUAACCAGUCAUACAAUUUCAACACCAUCAUAAAAGAGGAACUCAUUAUCGACGAUCAAACAGAUACUCCUCUUCAUGUGAAACAAGUUUCAGACGAUUCAAACAAUGGAAAUGGGAUUGAUCGGGAGACCAAUGAUCGUGAUGAUCACAGCUUUACAUCUGGACUGUUCGAUGCACCGAUCCUUUCUGAGGCUAAUGUUGCAUUUAAUUUACAGAGUCCAACACUAGUUCCACCCUAUCUCAAUGUACAUUAUGUUUGUGAAAGUGGUAGUCGUCUUUUAUUCCUUUCCGUUUAUUGGAUUAAGCGAAUCCGAACGUUUCAACAACUAUCUGAAGAUAUUAAAAAUCAAUUACUAAAACGACACUGGGUAGAACUGUUUGCAGUUGGCCUAGCGCAAUGUUCUCGAUCAUUAUCGAUCUCAACGAUCAUGUCAACUUUGGUUAGUAAUAUUUUACAAUUGUCUGAAUUUGAUAAAGUAGGACAAGCUAGCGGACAGAGUGGAGGCCAAGCACAGAAAAUUCUUAAACUUUCUGAACAUGCAUUUCAGCUUAAUGAGUUCGUACAGAGUGUACAGUCUAUGGCAAUGGAUGAACAUGAAUAUGCUUAUGUUCGACUUAUCAUUAUAUUUAGUCCUGACAGUUUGAACAUCAAAGAUCAGUCAAAGCGAGCGUUGCUUGAGAAAUUACAGUAUUAUGCACUCAAGUGUUUGAGAAAUCAUUUGACUAGUAUCAACUAUCCCGAUGUAAAUGAACGCUGCAGCAAAAUAUUGUUGCGUUUAAUGCAACUACGAUCGCUUGAGUCGUCGCUCAUUGAAGAGCUAUUCUUCUCAAAUUUAAUAGGCCAUGUUCAAAUUGAGUAUAUGAUUCCAUAUAUAUUGAAAUUAGGCGGUGCUGGAGCCUGACGAAACGUUUCAGUCGAAAAUAGUAUAAAAUAGAGGAGAUAAAACUUUUAGGUAAUGUGAAUUUGAUCUUUCUGUUGCUGAUGCAGCGACUUCUGGUUAAAGACAAAGCGAUAACGCGUGCUGCUUGUACUAUAGUAACAUCGAUGAAGCAGGUUAAUGAUAGGAAGAUUAGGAUAGCUCGACUGACAGAAAGACUCUUUGUAGAUUUCAGUCUUCUAAAACGUAUCCUUCCAAAGAUUUCCGUAGACUUUUUAGGCCCCAAAAUCUAUGUCCAUAGCUCUUCAUUUGUAAAGAUAGUCACCUAAUGCCAGCAAAAAAUCUCAGCUGUGCGUUUUUCAGAAAGUUUCGUCCGUCUUUUGAUUUCAAAAUUAAUAUAAAGUGCCUUGUAAAAUUGUGAUUAAUCUUGAAGGUUCUAUGAAGAGUUAGUUGUAUAUAAAACUUUAUAUAAAGAUCAUAUAUUAAAAUCAGGUAGGUUAAUAAUGAUUUGUAGUAUUUCUAAACGAGUAUAUGCUUUGCCAAUAUUCUUAAAAAGUAUCCCUUAGGAAAGAAGCAACGGUAUUAGUAUCACGUGUUUUUUAUAUAUAGCAAAAAAGCCCACGAAUCCUCUUUCCGGCGAACCGAAUCGAGGACCGACCAACUUAAGGAUGGGCUGAAGGGAAAGCCCAAAGGCCGGAUGAUGCGUUUUAAUGCAAAAUGUUCGCGACCAUGCGAAGAUGUAUUGCAAAUAUUUCAAGCAAGCAGUUACAGGCUGGUUCUUAGCUACAGAAACAUUUAGAUGAUAUAGAAUAAGCCCCACUAUCGCCAAAUACCACAGGCUACAAGGAUCAUUGUUUUUUGCAUCUCCAUAUCUAGUCCGGAUUUUUUCUUACUGUUUUUCAAUGUUGUUUUGGUCCAACGGUACGCCUACAUCUGUAAUAUUUUAAAAGUUUUCUUUUUAGUGUUAACAAUGCAUUCAUUUCGAAACAAGAUCAACAAACGGAUUAAUCAAAAUAUCGUCCAUCGUUGGUUACAACAUUUUCCCAUCUCUCAGGCAGUUUUCGAAUUCCAUCACGAAAAAAAAACUUCUCGUCUUUGGAAGUGACCCAAGUUUGAAGCCAAAUUUCGACUUCUUUGAAAGAAGUUAACCAAUUACCUGCCAAAUCGCGUUGCAUCCAUCGGAACAGCCAGUAAUCGGAAGGAGCAAUGUCUCGCGAAAAAUAUACCUACAUGAGGCCGAGCGUGAUCAUGCAAAAUAAUAACUUUGUCGUGCCUUUCCUCGUAUCCUGGCCUUUUUUCUCGUAACGCUCUGUUUAAGCAACUAUACCGAUUGCCCGUAAUGGAAUCACCAGGUUUCAGGAGCUCGUAAUACACAAUUCCCUUUUGGUUCUACCAGGUACACAGCAUGAUCUUCGAACAAUGGUUAUUCGGCUUUGGUGUUGAUGUUGAGGUCGAUGGCAAAGGUUGACCGGACCUGGCGUAGUAUUUUUUCUUCUUGGGAUUAUCAUACAACAAAGUAUGGACAAUCCGAUGCAAAAACCUUUUCUUCUUUGUAUUUCAAGAAGUUGCUCGCAAAUUCACAAUUGCCUUUCCACAUCUCUCGGUUUAAGUUGAUAAGGUAUCCACUUUUCUUGCUUGUGGAUCAAUCCCAUCGAUUUUAGUCGUACUGAAAUUACUUGCUGUGUCACUCCCAAUGAUUUUGCAAGCUCAUCUUGCGUUUGACUCGCAUCUUCAUCUUUUAUAUGUCGGUCAAAUGUGGAGAUUGAUCUUCGACUGAUAAUUUUAUUUGUACACUCCACGGCACCCACACGGAGCACUACACGCUCUCACUUGCGAGCUGAUGAUGUUAAGAUUUUAAAGCGUUUGCGACUAGUCGUAUAAUUCAAGAGACGAAAGAAUAGCGGAAACCGUAAAGCCGCCAUCGAUUCACUUUUUUGAAAAGUUUGGGUGCAAGCCCUAAGUGAGGGUGCGUGGACCAGGAAAGAGGGAGUAAGUUGCUCCCCAUUUGGUCCGGUCCAGCAUUAAGUUGAUGCGGACUUAGGACCCCAUCAUUCUCAAAACGAAUAGCGGAAACGUUUUCAGAAAAAGGUCGCCCGUGGCCGUCUUCGGUCAAAGCUGGAGGCAGAAGAGACCGGUUGUUCUCCAUGCGGUCCCUCUGCCCCCAACCAACGGCACUUUUCACCGCCGGCUUUCCACUCCUGUGGCGAGUUCUAAAAUGCUUGGAGAGCGCCGGUGGCGUCAUCUGAUCACCCACAUUCACAACAUUCAAAAUAAAUUUCAAAUGCCGCGAAUCCUGCUGCGUCACAUCACUCCGCCGCCAGAUGAAACCCUUCCGACCGAAUCCGGAACUGCGUUCCCCAUCAGUCCGCGAAGCGAACGCGACGUUGCUUAGGGGCGCACACGGGUUUCAUUCUGGACAGGGAGGCCACCUUUUUGCGUCCGCCGAUCUCGAGCUGGAAGAAAUGUUCUCCCCGCUCGAGAACGCGGCACGGGCCUUCAUAUGGAGGCUGCAGGGGCUUCCGGACGGUAUCCGUCUUGACCAGGACGUGCGUGCACGUGUCCAGUUCCUUGGGCGCACAGGCAGGUGCGGACGAGUGCCGGGUGGGUGGUGUGGCUUUGAUGCGACGGAGUUUGUCCCUCACCCCGACUCUGUGAGACCCGAUCUCUUGUCGAAGACCGGAUCACUUGGAAGUCUCGGGUUCUUCUCCAUGCGGUCCCUACGUCUCCAAACCAGCGAAAUUUUUUCACCGUCGGCUCUCCACUCCUAUCCUAAGUUCGAAAAAACCGUGGAGAGCCCCGGUGGCGUCAUCCAUCCGCUCGUAUUCGAAACACUCGAAAUGAAUUUCGAAUGCAGCGAAUCCUGCUGCGCCACAAAUGUUCUGCACUUGACGUUUUUUAAUUGGAAGAUUCAUUUUCGCUACAACUUGAUCAGCACUUAGUCGACUUGUUGUUGCUUCCGUCUUUAUUGGGGCGUUUUCGCGUGAGUUUAUCUUAGUAUUGUCUCUCGUAGGCCUUCUUACGCCCUACCGCUCGCCCAUUUUCAACAAAGUCCUAAUGGCUUUUUCAGAUCUCAAAAGCGCGUCAGCCUUACGACGAUUAGACCAACCUAUUUCUUUGUACGUAUGCACUUUUAUCCUUUCUUCAUUACUAACGAAUUUCCCGCGACUCAUCUUCAAAAAACGCUUUUUCUUUUAAAAUGAUUGAUAAUUUUUUUCUAAAGAAAAUAAGGAAAAUACGCCAGUCUCACGAUGGGACACAGAAAAAACAAUAAAAUUCAAUCACCACACGAAAUUUCGAAUGCUGCCAAUCCUGCUGCGCUACAUCACUCCGCACCCAGAUGAAACCUAGGGGUUUCAGCGACCUCCAGCCUUGACGGCACACAGUCAGUGCUGCACGCUCGACGCUUUUAUAAAAAAAUUGUCAAGCGAUUUAUUGAUUGAGGUAAUAACAAUUAAACACAGUAAGUGAUUCCGCUAGCCGGGCUAGUUCUUGUCGAUCGUAUAGCACUGACUGUCCGCGUUCAAGGCUGGAGACAGAAGAGACCGGUUGUUCCCCAUGCGGUCCCUCUGCCUCCAACCAGCAGCAUUUUUUUACCACUGGCUCUACACUCCUGUGGCGAGUUCUAAAACGUGUGGAGAGCGCCGGUGGCGUCAUCUAACCACUCGCAUUCGCAACAUUAGAAUAAAAUUUCGAAUGCUGCCAAUCCUGCUGCACCACAAGACGCUGUCUCACCUCUGCCGUGGGAGCAGCGUGACCGAAGCGACUCACAGAUAUUAUAUGCCCCCUUUUAUAAUUCGCAGAACAUGACAAGGUUGCAAGUUAUAUCCAACGUAAAUCCGUCCACAUUUCGGACCAAAGCUUAGCCGGAGCUAGACAAUUUUUGUUUAGGGAUUGAGGAGUCCUAAAUCCACGUCCACUUGAUGUCGGACUGGACCAAAUGGAGAGCAACUUAUUUCCUCUGCGCUGGUACGAAACCGUAGCCACCUUCGUCCCACUUUUGAUUUUUGAUCUUUAGGUGGACUAGGUAUGGCAGAUUAAAGGCCAGUUAAGGUUUUAUGGCUAAAAAUCGCAUUCUACUUUUUAAAUGCGUUUUUCUCGAAACUGCAUAUUGAAAAUCGGCUGCCACCAUAGCCAAAAAUCUAUCCAACGAACUUCUUUGAAAUUUUCACGACUUAUUCAGAACAUUUUUCUGCGGGCCGCAAGCUAGGAUAAUUGGGAUUCAUUCAGUAGUUUUUUUUUAUUCAUUGAAGAAGCCGGCAUUCACACGGGAUGACCCCCUUAAGCGUUUCAACAAAAUUUUACUGGAAGGCGCCUCUUUAACAACACCAAAUACUUCGAAGAGAGCCAAAUUCAAAAAAAAGAUGAGUACGAAGGGAAUACGAACUACAUAGGUCUCCGCAUACAAGGAGCAGUCUCAAUGAAGCCACAAAGCAGCUUAAAUUGGCACUUAUCAGGAGGAUCAGGAAUCUAAUAUUCAACGAUCCUUGGGUGGGGUUUUUGCUUCUGAGUCCAGUGACUAUUUUUUAACUUUGUAAAAAAAAGCCAAAAAAAACGGCCUUCACACGGUAUGACCCUCUUAAUUAUAACUUUAAGUUCUUAGAAAAAACACCCUAUACUUCAAUGCAAGGUUUUGAAGAAGAAGAAGAAUAUUGAAGGCAAAAUUAUGAUGACUGCCCAACGUCUGGAACGCGGAUGUUAUGUUCCGGAUGGUCUUCUCUUCACGAUUGCCUAACCUAUAACUGGAGUUGGUGAUUGAAGAGUCAUGAAGGAUAUAUCGUUGACAAUUUUUUUGUUGGGAGUGAAUCAUGUUCGCAAACACUUUGCGUUAAAAGGCAUCAUCGCUGUGAUGUGGGUCUUUGGAUGUUGUCUUCAGCCCAUCCUUAAGUUGGUUGCCCUUCGGUCCGGUUGGGCGGGAAGAGGAUUCGUAGGCUUUUUUCCUAUCUCUAUAUAUAUAUGUAACUAAAAAAUACUAAAUUUCGUUUCGAGCUUAUUUGAAACAAUGAAAAUGAUCUAGAUAGAAACGAU
Molecule: messenger RNA, 7731 nt
Organism: Hermetia illucens (black soldier fly)
Lineage: Eukaryota; Metazoa; Arthropoda; Insecta; Diptera; Stratiomyidae
Gene: Hr78
Product: nuclear hormone receptor HR78
Exons: 4
Coding region: 772-2730 (652 amino acids)
Biological process (GO): regulation of transcription by RNA polymerase II; anatomical structure development; cell differentiation
Molecular function (GO): RNA polymerase II cis-regulatory region sequence-specific DNA binding; zinc ion binding; nuclear receptor activity
Source: RefSeq, a predicted model, not a curated record